GGUUGAUAUAAACGGUCCAUCCAAGAUUAUAAAGCUAAUUCAAGUACAGUAAAAUCAAGAAAUUCAGAUAAAUUUAAAUCAGUCAAAUUCAUUUGAAUAGAAACACCCACAAUCUAUGCUUGUCCAACUUCUACUAUAACAAUUUGCUGAAGGUGAAGAAAACACAUCAGAAAGACUUCUCUUAGUUCCGGCAAUCAGAUAGAAAAACGCUUUCAUUUGGGUAAAACCUCAAAAUUGUUCUAAUUGAAUUUUGACUUCUGAGAUUCUUAGUUCAAAUUCAUCCGAAAAUGGAAAGAGAUUUUAUGGGUUUGCUUCCUAAAUCUUCAUCAUCAACUGUGAAGCAAGAGCCCGAUGAUGGAGAUGAACUCAUUAAUUCAGCAGUGGCAAUGAGAGGAUCUAGCUUGCACUGGUCCUUUCCAAAGAAUAGUUCUACAGCUUCCCAAAUUCUUUCUUCCAAAUCUUCUCAGGAGCAAGAAGAAAAUCAUAAACUAUACCCUCCUGGUUUUCCACAGAUAAACUUGCCUUUGAAUAAGCAAGCGGGAAGUCCAUAUUCUAUUACUCGUCAUCAUUUUCAACCAAGUGAUGUGCUUUCGGCUAUUGGCCAAGCAAAGCAAAUGGGGCCUGUUGCUUUAAGUUCUUCCGUACUUCCAUCUCAUAUGGCCUCAAAUGCACCAAAUGUAGGGAAUUCUGCCUUGGGAGGUACUUCUGCCGUGUCAGCUGAUUCUGUUCCACCUCGAAAUUGUUUUGUUGGCUCAACUGAUCUUAAGAGUUCUCCAAGUAUCUCCAGUGGUCCCUGUCAGUUGACCAUCUUCUAUAAUGGAUCAGUUUGUGUCUAUGAUAAUGUGUCUCCUGAGAAGGCUCAAGCCAUAAUGUUAUUAGCUGGAAACGGCGACUCCGCAAAUUCAAUUGCUCCAGCAGCUGCAGUUCCUUCUCUACCCAAAGUGCAGCCACCAAAGCUAAGGCUACCAACAAAUGAAAUUGCUGUUCUUGAUCAGUCCAAAGGAUUCUCAAGCUCUAUAUGUUUGCCCUCACCUGUUAGCUCACUUUCUGCAGUUGCAUCUACUUGUGCUGCUGAAGUAGAUGUAGUCAAGGGAGUUAUUGUCCAUGCUCAUAUUAAGGCUACUGAAGCUCCAGAUUCAGGCUCUCUUGUUGGUGCUGGCGGUGUAAAAUCAAUUUCAUCAGCUGUGCCUCAGGCUCGGAAAGCAUCUCUUGCAAGAUUCCUGGAAAAAAGAAAAGAGAGGGUCACUGCUUCAUCUCCUUAUGUGGUCAGCAAGAACGCUCCAGAAUCUUUUGGGGUAAAUUCUUCCAACUCAAAUCCCCUUCCAGCUAGCAGUUAAGAAAUGCUCUGAUAUAAUCUGGCAAUGGGGAUGUCCAGAAAAUAUAUUCACCCUGUAGUCAGAUAGUUAUGUUCAGCGAGUUUUGUGAUGAUAUUCUUUUUUGUUAACCCUAAACUUAGUUGUACUUCUUCAUCGAAAUUUUGUCAAUCUAUAAAAGUGGCUAUAGGUUUUACUUUAUAGACAAUAUGCAGUUUGUAACAUAUAAGUAUGUAUUCAAUUCCACUGUAAAAAAAAAUCACAUUUCACUA
This is a messenger RNA of Beta vulgaris subsp. vulgaris (sugar beet), 1585 nucleotides long. RefSeq names its product protein TIFY 6B. Gene Ontology annotation, cellular component: nucleus. The record is from RefSeq and is a predicted model, not a curated record. Gene Ontology annotation, biological process: regulation of defense response; response to wounding; regulation of jasmonic acid mediated signaling pathway. Bases 288 to 1337 code for a protein of 349 amino acids. The transcript has 7 exons. NCBI's taxonomy places the organism in Eukaryota, Viridiplantae, Streptophyta, Magnoliopsida, Caryophyllales, Amaranthaceae.